GGUGAUUGGCCGGCAGCAUCCGCUGAGCCGCGUAAGAGAGUGCUGAGCGGCCGACGCACUUACAGUCGUGACCCGCAGUCUCGACGAGAAGGUUGUCGCUCGUCCAUUCAAGCUCUCCGUGCACACCAGCGUUUCACUAUGAGAAAGUUUGGCCUGCUCAGCAAGGCCCUGCCGAAGCUGCAGACCAAAAAUGUGCCGGUCGAGCACACCAGUUUUAUGAACGAAUUGGCCCUGGAAAGGAAGCCAUCUAUUCUGCGAGAAUUGAUGAAAAAUCAUGCUACGGCGUCGAAGAACGUCGUCUUUAUCGGCGAAGGGUUGCCACAUCCCGAAACUAUACCUUUCAGCGAAGUGAGUUUUACCCUGAAGGACGGAACUAAAAAGGUUUUCACUGGGUCUGAGCUUGUCACUGCCAUCAACUAUCUCCCAACUCAGGGGAAUCCGAAGUUCGUGCAAAAGCUGCGGGAGCUCAUGGACAGAUUCCACGCACCCCUUCGUUGGGAGGACCGCGACGUGAUUGCAACCGCCGGCUCGCAGGACGGCCUUAGCAAGGUUAUCGAGAUGAGCUUACAAAAGGGUGAUGCGAUCGUCGUCGCCGACCCCGUCUACUCCGGCCUCGUCAGCAAUGUCCGGCCGUAUAAAGCGCAACUCAUUUCUGCGCAAUACAGAAAGAACGGUCUCGACACGGUGGAAAUGAAAGAUAAGCUGACUGCCAUUUGGUCCUCCAGGUCGAAGGAUGUUAAAAUUCCCAAGAUUCUCUACAUAAAUCCAGUGGCCAACAAUCCCAGUGGACACGUGAUCAGUGACGAACAAAAAAGGGAAAUCUACGAAAUCGCCUGCGAAUUCAACCUGCUAGUUUUGGAGGACGACCCCUACUAUUUCCUAGGCUUCCAAGAUGAGCUGCCAAAAAGCUUCCUAUCGAUGGACACAGAGAACCGAGUGGUCCGGUUUGACUCGUUCUCCAAAAUUUUCGGCGGCGGACUCCGCGCUGGCUGGAUGACUGGGCCCAAAGAAAUCGUCCGAAUUGUUGAAAUGCACAUGCAAGUGUCGGUUCUUCACGCUUCUUCCCUCACCCAGGCAAUAGUUCUCCAGAUUUUAGAGGGUCAAGGCUGGGAAGGAUUUUUGGACUACACCAAAAGUGUGAAAGAAUUCUACAGGAAAAGACGAGACCAGAUGGUUGCCUUGGCCGACAAGUACCUCACAGGUCUGGCCGAAUGGGACGUGCCCGAAGGCGGAAUGUUCCUCUGGGUCAAAGUGAAAGGCGUGAGCGACGUGCUAGCCAUGGUGAUGGAGAGAGGACUGAAAAAAGACGUGAUGCUGAUUCCCGGACACGCGUUCAUGUCCGACCCGACCAAACCGUGCCCGUACAUCAGGCUGUCUUACUCGUUGGUGCCAAUGGAGGACGUGGAAAAAGCCAUGCAGAGGCUCGCCGAGCUCAUCAAGGAAGAGCAGGCAAUCGAAUCUCAAAAGUGAGAAGAAACGCGCUUUUUACCGUUACUGUGCUGGUAUUUAAGCUGGAUCAAAGCUAGUGAUUUUUAAUUCUAAGCUGUAAAAAGGUUAUGUAUUUGUAAGUUUGCUGAAAAUGAAAUAAAAACAAUGGAAUUUGCAA
Cloeon dipterum is the source of this 1606-nucleotide messenger RNA. Its product is annotated as kynurenine/alpha-aminoadipate aminotransferase, mitochondrial-like. Lineage: Eukaryota; Metazoa; Arthropoda; Insecta; Ephemeroptera; Baetidae. The coding region runs from base 139 to 1470 and encodes 443 amino acids. Gene Ontology annotation, molecular function: L-kynurenine:2-oxoglutarate transaminase activity; pyridoxal phosphate binding. The transcript has 9 exons. The record is from RefSeq and is a predicted model, not a curated record. Gene Ontology annotation, biological process: biosynthetic process.